Molecule: messenger RNA, 2109 nt
Organism: Exophiala viscosa
Lineage: Eukaryota; Fungi; Ascomycota; Eurotiomycetes; Chaetothyriales; Herpotrichiellaceae
Exons: 2
Coding region: 339-1961 (540 amino acids)
Source: RefSeq, a predicted model, not a curated record
AGGCAGGUUUGGAAAGCAUUGUCAAACACGCUGGGCUGCCAGACGGUACCGGAGUAGCAUAGACAGCUAGCCUCUUGGCUGAAGGCCAAGUUGAGGAAGUCUGACGUGGCAGCUGUACAGGAUGCCUCUAUACUGAACCACACGUCGCAAGAUGUCGAGCCUGGAUCGGCGGAAGCACCCUGGCGAGCGUGAAGAUGCUGAAUGUUGGGCGCAGCAGUUAUCGUGACAGCGUACGCCUGUGGCAGCAUGAGAAGAGGUACCAAGAGACUAAGACUGAACAUCUUGACUUGGACUUGUACCGAGCUUCUUCUGGGAGUGAGAAGUGAUCUGUCUUGACAAUGCUGCAGGGAGGCCAACGAGCUGAAAACUUGAAAAUUACCAACGACACGAUUUCGGGAGGUCAAUAUGCGAAAACAUGCUACCAAGCCAAUACCACCCUCAGCGAUUGCGCCUUGUUUCCUGUGCAGAGUCUACCUUACACCUCCACAAUGGUUGCAUGUCCUUUUGGUGCCGACCCAUCGGGCGAGAACUCUUGCAUCACUGGCUCUGGACAAGCGUUGCAAAUGGAUACUGGUUAUCUCGAUACCGAUCGAUACCUCGGCAUCAAUGCGGCACCCUCAAAUCGAGUUCUUCUGCGCAACGUGGUGACAUGCUCGCCACUACGUGUCAAAGAGUAUGUCCAACUUAUCAACAACACAGAUCCUGACUAUCCUUCGGUACAGUACAAUUUGGGUGCCAUAGAUGGUGUCAGUGGGUACACGUACCAAUAUCAAACCCACACGCGCGCAGACGUUGUGGGAUAUCAGAUAACGCCGGUCUAUGCUCUCGAUGGUGGUCAAACUUCCUGGUAUCCGGUGUCCGCGCUUAACGUGUCCAAUGCCGAUGUCAGUGCCCACUUUCUCAGCCAGAACAGCAUUCAGUAUCUGGCGUCGGUUGCAGAUCCCUGGCUGUCGUCCAACCAGUUGUUCAACGACUCCAGUUCGGCUAUCGACCUCGUUCUCUGGGGCCCAGACCAAUACGUGGACGUAAUGGCAUGCAUUGACCAGUACCAGCUAUGCAACCCCAACAGCUCUCCAUACGACUGCACCAUACUCGGAAGUGGGAAGGAUCUCCGCAACGGAUUCCUUGAGCUCGGGUUGAAUGCCUAUCAGCUGGUAACUGCGCGACGGCUUGCUCUUGCCCUAAUCUUGACAAGCACAUACCACACGGUCAAUGGUCUUGGUAGUACGGCACUCCUCGCCCGAGAUCGCGUGCUCGACUUCAUCAGUACAGGUCUCCCAGCCAACCAAUGGCAAAUUGAAAUGGAAGGCUGGUUCGCCACCUCGCUUGCCAAGCUGCAGGCCUACGUGGUCGAGUAUGCUGCCAACGUCGCCGACUUAGGACCGACAGGCUCAGUGGUUUCACCUGCACCGGGCAGCCAAAACGCAGAAGACCAGGCAGCAUUCGACCAGUGCUCCAACCAGCGUAUUCGGAACGUUGGAGGUUACCAAUCAUUCUCUUUCCUCGGUCUGAUGAUCGUCAUUUGUGUCGGCAGUACCAUUAUUCUACUCUCAUGGAUCGUGGAGCCGCUUCUGGGUAGUUUCCGCCGUUGGCGUGGCCUCGAUGGCAAGCACGACUACCGCGAAAUCGUGCGCAUCGCCGACCAUACACUUCAGCUGCAGCGCAAGGCUUUUCAAGGAGCUGGUUUUACAGAUGGUUGGGAUUCAGAACACCUGAUGGACAGUAUCCCAGUCACUGUACGGGAUACCUUGAUACCUGUAGCCACAAGGUACAAAGCCAACGGCGUCCAAGACUACCGAUACACGGAUGGCAGCGAUAACGACAGCAUUGGCUCUGAACAAGGCCAGCCUAUGGAAGAAAAUCGCGCCGCUCAAGUGCCAGUUCAACCACACAUCAUUCCUGCACGACCUGCUGUUUCUCGUGGACCGUCGAUGCAGCCGCUCUUACAGGACCAUAUCUAGGCACGCGACCACUGAGAUCCUUUCAGAUUACGAGAGGGUUGAAGACAUCAUAUGUGGGGAGGCCGGAAGAGUCUACGAGCGUUGGCGUUUAUGUUGACUUUGCGACUCAUUUCAAGUUUCUCUCAGCUAUGUUCUUGAGUGUUUGGAU